This is a messenger RNA of Ylistrum balloti, 8393 nucleotides long. Its product is annotated as pre-mRNA-processing-splicing factor 8. NCBI's taxonomy places the organism in Eukaryota, Metazoa, Mollusca, Bivalvia, Pectinida, Pectinidae. Gene Ontology annotation, cellular component: U5 snRNP; catalytic step 2 spliceosome. The transcript has 40 exons. Gene Ontology annotation, biological process: mRNA splicing, via spliceosome; spliceosomal tri-snRNP complex assembly. The record is from RefSeq and is a predicted model, not a curated record. The coding region runs from base 92 to 7171 and encodes 2359 amino acids. Gene Ontology annotation, molecular function: metallopeptidase activity; U2 snRNA binding; U6 snRNA binding.
CGCCAUUUUCCCUUGUGGAAGGCGCAUAGAGGUUCGGGACAAGACAACAAACGAAGCAUAGUCAGUCUUGGUCAAGAGACAGGGAACCAAAAUGGCGUUCCCAUACAUGAUAGGGCCAGGGGGUCAACCCUUUAUCAUACAACAAAUACCCAUGAUCCCCCAGCCUGUAUUACAGACGCAGCCCCAACAGAUGCCCCCUCCUGUGGCUCCUCCCCCACAACAGCCGAAAGUGCCAGAUUAUAUGUCAGAGGACCGUCUACAGGAGAAACAACGUAAAUGGCAACAGCUUCAGUCUAAACGCUAUAGCGAGAAGAGAAAAUUUGGAUUUGUGGAUGCUCAGAAGGAGGACAUGCCACCAGAACAGGUCCGGAAAAUUAUCCGAGACCAUGGUGACAUGACCAACAGGAAAUUCCGACAUGAUAAGAGAGUGUAUCUAGGAGCCUUGAAGUACAUGCCUCAUGCUGUCCUAAAACUGAUGGAGAAUAUGCCAAUGCCUUGGGAACAGAUUCGUGAUGUCCAUGUGUUGUAUCACAUAACUGGUGCCAUCACCUUCGUGAACGAGAUACCUUGGGUCAUUGAGCCAGUGUAUAUUGCACAGUGGGGAUCAAUGUGGAUCAUGAUGCGUCGAGAGAAAAGAGACCGACGUCACUUCAAACGAAUGCGUUUCCCACCAUUUGAUGAUGAGGAGCCUCCUCUGGACUAUGCUGACAACAUCCUUGAUGUAGAGCCUUUGGAAUCCAUUCAGAUGGAAUUGGACCCAGAUGAGGACAAGCCUGUAAUGGAAUGGUUCUAUGACCACAAGCCUCUUACAGAGUCAAAAAGUGUGAAUGGCACUACUUACCGUCGCUGGGGACUGACAUUACCUGUGAUGUCUGUACUGUAUCGUCUGGCAAAUCAGCUCCUCACAGAUCUUGUGGAUGACAAUUAUUUUUACCUGUUCGAUCUCAAGUCUUUCUUCACUGCCAAGGCACUCAACAUGGCCAUACCUGGAGGGCCUAAGUUUGAACCCCUCGUGAAGGACAAGGAACUACAGGAUGAAGAUUGGAAUGAGUUCAACGACAUCAACAAGAUCAUUAUUCGACAGCCAAUCAGAACGGAGUAUCGUAUUGCCUUCCCAUACCUGUAUAACAGCAUGCCUUACAAAGUCCAUCUGUCCUGGUACCACACCCCCAAUGUUGUCUACAUCAAGACUGAGGAUCCUGAUCUGCCAGCUUUCUACUUUGAUCCCCUCAUCAAUCCCAUUUCUCACAGACACACUGUAAAGACAGAGAUUCUUCCGGAUGAUGAUGAGGAGUUUGAGCUGCCAGACUAUGUCCAGCCAUUCAUGCAGGAGACCCCACUGUACUCGGACAAUACAGCUAAUGGGAUUGCCCUGUUGUGGGCUCCUCGACCUUUCAACCUGAGAUCAGGCCGCACACGUCGUGCUAUGGACAUUCCAUUGGUCAAGGCAUGGUACAGAGAACAUUGUCCAUCGGGGAUGCCUGUCAAAGUGCGUGUAUCCUAUCAGAAACUGCUUAAGUACUUUGUCCUGAAUGCACUCAAACACAAGCCACCAAAGGCACAGAAGAAGAGGUACCUGUUCCGGUCAUUCAAGGCAACUAAGUUUUUCCAGACAACCCAGCUGGACUGGGUAGAGGUGGGAUUACAGGUGUGUCGCCAGGGUUACAACAUGUUAAAUCUUCUCAUCCAUCGAAAGAAUCUCAACUAUCUUCACCUCGACUACAACUUCAACCUGAAGCCUGUCAAGACCCUCACCACUAAGGAAAGAAAGAAGUCCAGGUUUGGAAAUGCAUUCCAUCUCUGUCGUGAGAUUCUUCGUCUGACCAAGCUGAUUGUGGACAGUCAUGUGCAGUAUCGUCUUGGGAACGUGGAUGCCUUUCAGUUAGCAGAUGGCCAGCAGUAUGUGUUCGCCCAUGUGGGCCAGCUGACUGGGAUGUACCGGUACAAGUACAAGUUGAUGAGACAGAUCCGAAUGUGUAAGGACAUCAAACAUGUCAUUUACUACAGAUUUAACACAGGACCAGUUGGCAAGGGUCCAGGCUGUGGUAUCUGGGCCCCAGGAUGGAGAGUGUGGCUGUUCUUUAUGCGUGGCAUUACACCAUUGCUGGAACGCUGGCUUGGCAACCUGCUGUCCCGUCAGUUUGAGGGGCGACACUCUAAGGGAGUAGCCAAGACUGUCACUAAGCAACGAGUAGAGAGUCACUUUGAUCUUGAACUCAGAGCUGCUGUGAUGCAUGAUAUCCUAGACAUGAUGCCAGAGGGAAUCAAACAGAACAAGGCCAGGACCAUUCUUCAGCAUUUAAGCGAGGCCUGGAGGUGCUGGAAGGCAAACAUUCCAUGGAAGGUCCCUGGUUUGCCAAUCCCCAUUGAGAACAUGAUUUUGCGAUAUGUGAAGGCCAAAGCAGAUUGGUGGACAAACACAGCCCAUUACAACAGGGAACGAAUCAGGAGGGGAGCCACUGUGGACAAGACUGUUUGCAAGAAGAAUCUUGGUCGCCUGACACGUCUGUACCUGAAGGCAGAGCAGGAGAGACAACACAACUAUCUGAAGGAUGGUCCUUACAUCACAGCUGAGGAAGCUGUAGCCAUCUACACCACUACCGUCCACUGGCUUGAGAGUCGAAGAUUCUCACCCAUCCCAUUCCCACCUCUCUCUUACAAACACGACACUAAGCUUCUCAUUCUGGCCUUAGAGAGGUUAAAGGAAGCAUACAGUGUGAAAAGUCGUCUAAACCAGUCACAGAGAGAAGAACUUGGACUCAUAGAACAGGCAUAUGAUAAUCCCCACGAAGCUUUGUCUCGUAUCAAACGUCACUUGCUCACACAGCGAGCCUUUAAGGAGGUGGGUAUUGAGUUUAUGGACUUGUACAGCCAUCUGAUCCCAGUGUAUGAUGUUGAACCUCUGGAGAAGAUCACAGAUGCCUACCUAGACCAGUACCUGUGGUAUGAGGCUGACAAACGUCGCCUGUUUCCACCCUGGAUCAAACCUGCAGACUCUGAACCACCUCCUCUCCUCACCUACAAGUGGUGUCAAGGUAUCAACAAUUUACAGGAUGUUUGGGACACAAGUGAAGGGGAGUGUAAUGUUAUGAUGGAGUCCCACUAUGAGAAAAUGUAUGAGAAAAUAGAUUUAACACUUCUCAACAGAUUGCUGCGUCUCAUUGUCGAUCACAACAUCGCCGAUUACAUGACAGCGAAAAAUAACGUCGUUAUUAACUAUAAGGACAUGAACCACACCAAUGCCUAUGGAAUCAUCCGUGGACUCCAGUUUGCUUCCUUCAUCGUGCAGUAUUACGGCCUGGUGCUAGAUCUUUUGGUAUUGGGUCUGCAUCGUGCUAGUGAGAUGGCAGGUCCACCUCAGCUACCUAAUGACUUCCUUACUUUCCAGGAUGUGACUACAGAAGCGGCCCAUCCCAUACGUUUGUACUCGCGAUACAUUGACCGCAUACAUAUAUUCUUCAGAUUUUCUGCAGAAGAAGCCAGAGAUCUUAUCCAACGAUACCUUACAGAGCAUCCUGACCCCAACAAUGAAAACAUAGUGGGCUACAACAACAAAAAAUGUUGGCCUCGAGAUUCUAGAAUGAGGCUAAUGAAACACGAUGUGAACUUGGGACGUGCUGUCUUCUGGGAUAUCAAGAAUCGUUUGCCGCGGUCAGUGACCACCAUUCUGUGGGACAACAGUUUUGUGUCCGUCUACAGCAAAGACAAUCCCAAUCUCCUGUUCAAUAUGUCUGGGUUUGAAUGUCGUAUCUUGCCCAAGUGUCGCACCACACAUGAGGAAUUCACACACAGAGAUGGCGUCUGGAAUCUCCAGAACGAGGUGACAAAGGAAAGAACAGCUCAGUGUUUUCUGCGAGUGGAUGAUGAGUCAAUGUCACGGUUCCACAACCGUGUACGUCAGAUCCUGAUGGCAUCUGGGUCUACGACAUUCACAAAAAUUGUUAACAAAUGGAACACGGCUCUUAUUGGUUUAAUGACAUAUUUCCGUGAGGCGGUCGUCAACACACAAGAACUGUUAGACCUUCUUGUCAAGUGUGAAAACAAAAUCCAGACACGUAUUAAGAUUGGUCUCAAUUCUAAAAUGCCCAGUCGUUUCCCUCCAGUUGUGUUUUACACACCUAAGGAGUUAGGUGGACUUGGAAUGUUGUCAAUGGGGCAUGUACUUAUCCCACAAUCAGAUCUCCGAUGGUCAAAGCAGACGGAUGUUGGAAUCACUCAUUUCCGAUCUGGUAUGAGCCACGAUGAGGAUCAGCUCAUUCCAAAUUUAUACAGAUAUGUGAUGCCAUGGGAAAGCGAGUUCAUCGACUCACAGCGAGUGUGGGCUGAGUACACCCUGAAACGACAGGAAGCCAACGCACAAAACAGGCGUUUGACACUGGAGGAUUUGGAAGACAGCUGGGAUCGUGGAAUUCCUAGGAUUAACACCCUAUUCCAGAAGGACCGUCAUACUCUCGCUUACGACAAGGGCUGGCGUGUCCGGACAGAGUUCAAAGCUUUCCAGGUAUUGAAACAGAAUCCAUUCUGGUGGACACACCAGCGACACGACGGUAAGUUGUGGAACCUGAAUAAUUACCGUACAGACAUGAUCCAGGCUCUAGGUGGGGUCGAGGGAAUUCUGGAACACACCCUGUUCAAAGGAACUUACUUCCCAACCUGGGAAGGUCUCUUCUGGGAAAAGGCCAGUGGGUUUGAAGAGUCCAUGAAGUAUAAGAAAUUGACAAAUGCCCAGCGAUCUGGUCUUAACCAGAUCCCGAACCGUCGCUUCACACUGUGGUGGUCCCCUACUAUCAACAGGGCCAAUGUAUACGUAGGUUUCCAGGUACAGCUUGACUUGACAGGUAUCUUCAUGCACGGAAAGAUCCCAACCCUGAAGAUCUCACUGAUCCAGAUCUUCCGUGCUCAUUUAUGGCAGAAGAUCCAUGAGAGCGUAGUUAUGGAUCUUUGUCAGGUGUUUGACCAGGAACUGGACGCCCUGGAGAUAGAGACGGUACAAAAAGAAACCAUACAUCCUCGAAAGUCCUACAAGAUGAACAGUUCGUGUGCUGACAUUCUUCUGUUUGCUGCAUACAAGUGGAACAUGUCCAAACCAUCACUCCUGGCUGAUUCCAAAGAUGUGAUGGAUAACACAACUACCCAGAAGUAUUGGCUGGACAUACAGCUCCGUUGGGGUGACUACGACUCCCACGAUAUAGAGCGCUACGCCCGCGCUAAGUUCCUUGACUACACCACAGACAACAUGAGUAUCUAUCCGUCGCCGACAGGUCUUCUGAUUGGCAUUGACUUAGCCUACAAUCUACACAGUGCAUAUGGUAAUUGGUUCCCUGGCUGUAAGCCCCUUAUCCAGUCAGCCAUGGCAAAGAUAAUGAAGGCAAACCCUGCGCUGUAUGUACUUCGGGAGCGCAUCAGGAAGGGGCUGCAACUCUACUCAUCCGAGCCCACUGAGCCCUACCUGUCCUCACAGAACUAUGGAGAGCUUUUCUCUAACCAGAUCAUUUGGUUUGUGGAUGACACCAAUGUCUACAGGGUCACCAUUCACAAGACAUUUGAAGGAAACCUUACAACCAAGCCAAUCAAUGGUGCAAUCUUCAUCUUCAAUCCUCGUACUGGUCAACUUUUCCUCAAGAUCAUUCACACCUCUGUGUGGGCAGGACAGAAACGUCUUGGACAGUUGGCCAAAUGGAAGACUGCUGAGGAAGUGGCUGCCUUGAUUCGUUCCCUUCCUGUGGAAGAACAGCCUAAACAGAUCAUUGUCACAAGGAAAGGCAUGCUUGACCCCCUUGAGGUGCAUCUCCUUGACUUCCCAAACAUUGUUAUUAAGGGCAGUGAACUCCAACUUCCCUUCCAGGCCUGCCUCAAGGUGGAGAAGUUUGGUGACCUGAUCCUGAAGGCUACAGAACCACAGAUGGUAUUGUUCAACCUGUACGAUGACUGGCUGAAGACCAUAUCAUCCUACACGGCAUUCUCUCGUCUGAUCUUGAUCCUGCGGGCAUUGCAUGUCAAUAAUGACCGGACAAAGAUUGUGCUGAAGCCUGACAAGACAACGAUCACAGAACAACAUCACAUCUGGCCGACUCUGUCAGAUGAGGAAUGGAUGAAGAUUGAAAUGCAGCUUAAGGAACUCAUCCUGGCCGACUAUGGCAAGAAAAACAAUGUAAAUGUUGCCUCACUUACACAGUCAGAAAUCCGUGACAUCAUUCUUGGUAUGGAGAUCUCUGCUCCAUCAGCCCAGCGUCAACAAAUUGCUGAAAUUGAGAAACAGACCAAGGAACAAUCACAGCUCACUGCAACGACCACGCGAACUGUCAACAAGCACGGAGACGAAAUCAUCACAUCAACAACCAGUAACUAUGAGACGUCUACAUUUGCCUCCAAAACAGAGUGGCGAGUUCGUGCCAUUUCUGCAACCAACUUACAUCUACGUACAAACCACAUCUACGUUUCAUCUGAUGACAUUAAAGAAACUGGUUACACAUACAUCCUACCAAAGAACGUGUUGAAGAAAUUCAUCAUUAUUUCUGAUCUCAGAGCUCAGAUUGCUGGCUACUUGUAUGGAGUUAGUCCCCCUGACAACCCUCAAGUGAAGGAAAUACGAUGUAUUGUACUUCCCCCGCAGUGGGGAACCCACCAGACCGUCCAUCUGCCUAACAUCCUACCAGAGUCGGAAUACCUCAAGGAAAUGGAACCCUUGGGUUGGAUCCACACCCAGCCUAACGAGCUGCCACAGCUGUCGCCACAGGACAUCACCACACACGCCAAGGUGAUGGCAGACAACCCCGCCUGGGACGGAGAAAAGACUGUCAUCAUCACAUGCAGCUUCACGCCCGGCUCCUGCUCCCUGACGGCCUAUAAACUGACACCCACAGGAUGUGAAUGGGGCCGUCAGAACACUGACACAGGCAAUAAUCCCAAGGGUUAUCUCCCCUCGCAUUACGAACGAGUACAGAUGCUGUUGUCUGAUAGAUUCCUGGGAUUCUUUAUGACUCCAUCACAAAGCUCAUGGAACUACAACUUCAUGGGUGUGCGUCAUGACCCCAACAUGAAGUAUGAACUACAGCUGUCCAAUCCUAAGGAGUUUUACCAUGAAGUACAUCGUCCCUCCCAUUUCCUCAACUUUGCCUCCAUGGAAGAAGGAGAGCUGGGAAGCUCUGACAGAGAGGAUCUCUUCAUGUGAGGCUCCCCCUGGGGUGGAGAAUUCAUGUGGAAACUUAUUUGUGAAGACUGCAAGAACGAUAAUUACAACAAAACUCUUUUACACAAAUAGAAACAAAUCUAGGUUUAGAGCAGAAAUAAAAAUUUUGAGUAGGAAAGAAAUUUUGCUAGAGGUGAAUUUAAUCAUUGCUUCAUAACAUUGACAGCAGUAAGGAUUUCUGUGUUCUUCACCGUCAAACUUCAGUAAUUUAUGGACUUAUUAGUGUGUAUGUAUACAUCAUUGUAUAUAUUUCACUGCACCUAUAAAACAUGUUGUGAGUAAAUAAAAUUUAAUUCUCAAGAUCUGAAUUUAAUUCCUGUGUAUAGUACCCUGAGAAGCACUGAAUAAUUUGUGAAGACAAAGACAGUCGCCCAGAAAUGUUUUGAUCCCUUUGGAUACAGUGUUUGACACCAUCACUCAGCAAAACAUAAAAUCAUCUUAUGGGUAGAUGGUUUGUAGUGAUAUAUGUGAUAGCUACGUCUGUAUUAGAAGGAAUUAUGUGUGAAAAAGAAUCAUAUCUCUGUGUAGAUAAAGUUCUUUGGUUGAUGAUGGAAGUCAGUGCUAGUAUGAUUACUUUUGCAUGUUCCUCUUGUUUUUGUGAUGAGAAUUGAAAUCUGCAAAAUUUGUAAAUAUUUUAUAUAAGUGUUCACUAAAGAUAGAAUUCUGAUCAUAAUAUUCAUUGAAAAAUCAUGCUUCAAUCCAUUUGCUGGACAUUUUCAUUUUAAGUGAUGUAGGAAACUUACAAUCCAGGACUGAAUGCUUCGUUGUCAGGGAAAGGGUUGUAUGGACUUGUUUUUUCUUUAGUGUGUGAUGGCACAUUUAAUGGGAAAGCUAAACACAAUUUCUGUAUCUUCCAUAACUUCAAUAUUACUACUCUAUCUAGCCAUUCCUGUCGUUCAUGUAUUGUUUCACCAAAUCUUUUUUCUUUGAAAAUGGUUUCCAAAAUCAUUUUCCCUGUCAAUGCUACUAAGUUGCUUUGAUUUGAUAGUACGAUUUGAAAUCUAUUAAAGGAUAAAGAAAUUCAAACAAGAAUUUUUGAUAAGAUUUUAUCAGUAAAAUUGUCAUUUUAAGGUAUAAUGUUCAUUAAUACAUUACAGCUUUUGUUCAUAGGAUUGUAAAUAUGUCUCACAAUGUCAUAUCAUUUAUUCAUAGCAUUGUAAAUAUCUGUAUCUUUGUCUGGUUCAUUAAAAGUGAGUCACAUUGU